CAAAAAUUCAGAAACGUACCAACGUAAAUAAAAUAAACUAAAGUACAAAACAAACGUUGUCACUCCCAGACAGGAUUUUACUGUGUGACUGACCAAAGCUAGUGAGAGACAGAAACAAAGAUGGCGUCUUGGUGUGCUGCAAGGACCUUCCACAUUCCACCCAUCAACUCCGCCGUUCUCCACCGCCGAGCAUCAUGGGCCGCCGGGAUCGGUGGAGCUUCAGCUGCCGGCACUGCUAUGUGGCGUUCCUCUAAGCGCUCUAUGCCUUUCUUAUGCAUGAGCCUUUCCACUGAUACCCGGAUCAACAAGGAAGCUGUUCAGACUGAAAAGGCCCCGGCGGCAUUGGGGCCGUAUUCUCAAGCAAUCAAAGCCAACAACCUUUUAUUUGUCUCGGGUGUACUUGGUCUUGUUCCUGAGACAGGGAAGUUCGUCUCUGAUGAUGUUGAAGAUCAGACUGAGCAGGUUCUCAAAAACAUGGGGGAGAUCCUAAAAUCUGGGGGUGCCAGCUAUGCAUCAGUUGUUAAGACAACAAUUUUGUUGGCUGACUUGAAGGACUUCAAGAAAGUUAACGAGAUCUAUGCUAAAUACUUUCCUUCACCGGCCCCAGCUCGCGCGACAUAUCAAGUAGCUGCUUUGCCAUUGGAUGCCAAGAUUGAAAUUGAGUGCAUAGCAGCACUGUGAGCUCCAAUCUCCAGUAAAAUCAAGUCAAUAAUACAGGAGGGACAUUAUCCAUUACUUUGGUCUUUUCUAGUUGGAUCAUGAUUCUCUGACUUAAGAUAUUGUGCACAUUAAAAAUGAGAGAAAUUGGAAGAGUAGUUUUAUUUUGUGACACGAACCAUAGUUGGAUGUUAACUCUCAUUAUUUCAAAUAAUAAAGUGAUUUGUCCCAAAGGUCUGCUGUAAA
Molecule: messenger RNA, 903 nt
Organism: Trifolium pratense (red clover)
Lineage: Eukaryota; Viridiplantae; Streptophyta; Magnoliopsida; Fabales; Fabaceae
Product: reactive Intermediate Deaminase A, chloroplastic-like
Exons: 6
Coding region: 121-681 (186 amino acids)
Cellular component (GO): cytosol
Molecular function (GO): deaminase activity
Source: RefSeq, a predicted model, not a curated record